GGCUUGAAAAUACGUUUGUGGUGAUGUUAUGGAUUCACUUGACACUUGCUAGCUUAUGGCCGAGUUUUCCACAGCAGUUUUCUCUAAAACUAUCGCGAACAAGUAGUUAGAAGAAGAGUGAAUGAAGCUGAUACAGCUAGCAGUCCCCUCUGCUGGCAAAAACAUGCACAACGUGAUUGAGACGUCAACCGGUAGACUCUGCUACCCGGUCUUUCUUGCCACGUAAAAUAUUAUUUAACUUUGUAGUCUGUUUUUAACGCACAGUCGGGGACAGGCCACUAAAAAUGGGGACUGUCCCCGGAAAACGGGGACGUCUGGUCACCCUAAGUCCGCAAUGCUGCUGUAUCGAAUCCUCGAGCUGACAAGGUAAAACAUCUGUCGUUCUGCCGCUGAGCAAGCCAGGCGGUCAUUGUAAUACGAAUUGGUUCUUAAAUUGACUGGUCUAAUUAAAUUUGGAAAAAAUUGACAUCCCUUGGCGCCCCCUGACAACCGUGAGUCGAGGACAUUUCUGGUUGCGACAACCAAUCAUAUCGACGUCUGCAACCAAGAAUAGCACUCGCCAAAAACGCCAGCGUGUUUUCUUUCUUUUCAUGGCGGGACCUUUAAACGCUAGAAGAGGACCAUGGAAAAAUAUAUUUCCUCAGGGAUGCAACACAUUUUGCCUGAUGUGGACUAUAAGUGGGCAUUGCUCAGGUGGUCGGGAAUGGGAUUCCAGAGAUGGACUUUGCCAGCCAGGGUUGACAAAAUGUGGUGGGACCACCUUCCACCACCACCUGCAGCUCAGUAGAGAUGGAAAGGUACUUUGCCCGUCAUCUGCUGCUCUGGAUGCCCAGGAAGCUCUGGCAGGGGAGCUGAUAGGUUUGGAGUACCUCUUCGAUCAGACUGGUUUGCUGCUGCAGGAUUACAAGGCUGCCAUUGAGGAACUGGAGACCGGUGAUCCUGAUGUCCAAGGGGAGAAUGAUGAGGGCUUUGUGGAGCUUGUGGAAUUUCAGGGCCUGACAGUUCCAGUGCUAGAGACAGCCCUACUUGUUGGCACCUUUCAUCCUACUCCCACUCCCUCUACCAGCAUCCAAUCCACAGCUGCAUCAGUCAGUCCCCUGUCCUCCACUCCUGUACGGGCUACUCCACCACCUGGGCCUCUGUCCUCCACACUUGUGCUUGUCAGUCCCUUGUCCUACGUUCCUGUUCGGGCUAACAUUACUCCUUAGUCCAUGGACCAUAAAUGUUUUUUUUAAAGUGUGAUUUGGCUCUGGCAGUCAAAACAGCCAAAUACUCAAUCUAAAGGAUUGGGAUAGUGAAAUGUUUUGUUGUUUCGGCUCUGUACUCCAGCACUUUGGAUUUGCAAUGAUACAAAGUGCAGACUGUCAGCUUUAAUUUGAGGGUAUUUUCAUCCAUAUUAUAGCACUUUUUAUUACAGUACUUUUUGUACAUAGUCCCCACAUUUAAGUGGAACCAAAAGUAUUGGGAUAAAUUAACUUAUGUGUAUUAAGGUAGUAAAAAGUUUAGCAUUUGGUCCCAUAUUCCUAGCACGCAAUGAUUACAUCAAGCUUGUGACUCAACAAAUAGUAGCUCUUUGUUUUGGUUGUGUUUCAGAUUAUUUUGUGCCCAAUAGAAAUGACUGGUAAAUAAUGUAUUGUGUCAUUUAGGAGUCAAUUAUUGUAAAUAAGAAUAGAAUAUGUUUCUAAACACUUCUACAUUAAUGUGGAUGCUAACAGGACUACGGAUAGUCCUGAUGAAUUGUGAUGAAUGAGAAAGUUAGACGCACAAAUAUCAUUCCCCCAAGACUUGCUGUAUGACAAGGGCUAUGUUGAGAGGUAGCUUGCAAAUAAGCAUUUCAUUGCACUGUUUACACUGCGCUGUAUUCUGUAUAUAUGAUUAAUAAAAUUGGAUUUUAUUUUA
Messenger RNA from Salvelinus fontinalis (brook trout), 1899 nucleotides. RefSeq lists its product as uncharacterized. Bases 591 to 1208 code for a protein of 205 amino acids. The transcript is spliced from 3 exons. The record is from RefSeq and is a predicted model, not a curated record. Lineage: Eukaryota; Metazoa; Chordata; Actinopteri; Salmoniformes; Salmonidae.